GCCCUCUUCCUCGCGCAUGAGCAGGGGGCUGGUGUUACCUCGUCUAUUAUGCUGCUUCGCUGAAAUAAAAGAGCAGCUAGGACGACUUCAAGCGAAACGCUGUUGGAGCCGCAGAGGGGGAAAAAAACAUACCAGAUCAGCCCUGAAAUGGGAUAUCGGUCCCCCAAAGAGAGUGAAGACCAGAAACAGGAACAUCGUACCCACUGAAGACACAGAAUAGCCACAGACGAGGAGAGCAUUCGAGAGUCCGCUCCCCCCUCCCCUCACCGCCAUGUCUGCAGUCCCCUCGGCAAUCCAGACCCCGCCUCCGGGUGUCAACCCGCCUCCACCCGAAGUCACCAAUCCCAACAAACCUGGCAGGAAGACCAACCAGCUGCAGUACAUGCAGAACGUGGUGGUGAAGACACUUUGGAAGCACCAGUUUGCGUGGCCCUUCUAUCAGCCCGUUGACGCCAUCAAAUUAAGUCUUCCAGACUACCACAAAAUAAUCAAGAACCCAAUGGAUAUGGGAACCAUCAAGAAGAGGCUGGAGAACAGCUACUACUGGAGUGCCAGCGAGUGCAUGCAGGACUUCAACACCAUGUUUACCAACUGUUACAUCUACAAUAAGCCCACAGAUGACAUCGUCUUGAUGGCCCAAGCCCUGGAAAAGAUCUUCCUGCAGAAGGUAGCUCAGAUGCCUCAGGAAGAGGUGGAGCUAUUACCGCCUGCCCCCAAACACAAAGGACGCAAGCCCGUAGGGGAGCCUGGCAUAGGGGGACAGCAGGUGCUGGCCGUCAGCUCAGCGUCCCCACCAGCGUCCUUCCCCAGUACGCCCACCACGCAGGUCACACAGACCCCCGUCAUUGCGGCCACACCCGUACCUGCCAUCACCCCCAACGUAGCCCCGGUCCCGGCCGCGCCACCCUCCGCCCCCAUGAUACCCGUCGUCUCCACCGCACAGCCUGUCGUCAAGAGGAAGGGAGUGAAGAGAAAGGCAGACACCACGACUCCCACCACCUCCGCCAUCACGGCCAGCAGAAGCGAGUCACCCACCCCUCUCCUGGAACCGAAACAGGGCAAGGUGGUGUCCCGGCGGGAGAGUACGGGGCGGCCCAUCAAGCCUCCCAAAAAAGACCUGGAGGAUGGCGAGGUCCCUCAACAUGCAGGCAAGAAGGGCAAGCUGAGUGAGCACCUCAAGUACUGUGACAGCAUCUUGAAGGAGAUGCUCUCCAAGAAGCACGCAGCCUACGCCUGGCCCUUCUAUAAGCCCGUGGAUGCAGAAGCCCUGGAACUGCACGACUACCACGAAAUAAUCAAGCACCCCAUGGAUCUGAGCACCGUAAAAAAAAAGAUGGACAGCCGCGACUACCAGGACGCCCAGAGCUUCGCAGCUGAUAUUCGGUUAAUGUUCUCAAAUUGUUACAAGUACAACCCGCCUGAUCAUGAGGUGGUGGCUAUGGCUCGCAAGCUGCAGGACGUCUUCGAGAUGCGCUUCGCCAAGAUGCCGGAUGAGCCGGCCGAGUUGGCCCCGCCCACGGCCCCGCCCACCUCAGCUGUAGUCAGCAAGAGCACAGAGAGCAGCGAGAGCAGCGGUGACACGUCCAGCUCGGACAGCUCCGACUCGGAGGAGGAGCGUGCCACACGGCUCGCCGAGCUGCAGGAACAGGUGGGUUCGGAACAGCCAUUCUCUGUGGAGCACCCCAAUGGUAACAGGGCGGGGGAAAAAAACGGGUGUGCCAAACAUUUUCAGCUGAAGGCCGUCCACGAGCAGCUAGCCGCUCUGUCUCAGGCGCCGGUAAGUAAACCAAAGAAAAAGAAGGAGAAGAAGGAAAAGGAGAAAGACAAGAAGAAGAAGGACAAGGAGAAAGAGAAAGACAAGCACAGCAAGGCCAAGCCGGAGGACGAGAAGAAACCGAAGUCCGUGCCGCCCGCCAAGAUGGCGCAGCAGAAGAAAGCCCCAGCAAGGAAAGCGAACAGCACGGUCACGGCCAGCAGGCAACCGAAGAAGGGUGGCAAGCCGGCGGCGGCGGGGGGCUACGAGUCUGACGAGGAGGACUCGCUGCCCAUGACAUACGACGAGAAGCGUCAGCUCAGCCUGGACAUCAACAGGCUGCCGGGUGAGAAGCUGGGCCGCGUCGUGCACAUCAUCCAGUCACGCGAGCCGUCGCUGCGAGACUCCAACCCCGACGAGAUCGAGAUCGACUUCGAGACGCUCAAGCCCUCCACCCUGCGCGAGCUUGAGCGAUACGUCAAGUCCUGUUUACAGAAGAAGCAGCGGAAACCUUUACCGGGCACAGGGAAAAAGAGUGCCAAGUCUAAGGAGGAACUGGCUCAGGAAAAGAAGAAAGAGUUAGAAAAGAGACUGCAGGACGUGAGCGGACAGCUGAACAACAACAAGAAACCGCCCAAAAAAGCAGAGAAGGCGGGCUCAGCGCAGGCCGGGGGCCCUUCCCGCCUCAGCGGCAGUAGCAGCUCCUCCGACUCGGGCAGCAGCUCGUCCAGCGGCUCCAGUUCAGACAGCAGUGACUCCGACUGAACCCGGCACGGUGUGGCGUGGCCCACACACAGGACUGCCCUUCCUCCUCUCCCCCCCCUUCCUUCUGGUUGCUAUUUUUUUUUUCCGUUCGUUUUUAAGGCCAGCCGUCAUACGUGCUCACGGUCGUUACCCCCUCUCCCCCCGUAUCACUCAGUCACAAACAAAAAGCUCUACUGAGGCAGACAAACGUCUAAGAUUCCUCCUUAUUUUACCCCUGAAGAUCUCCAAUAUAUGGAAAGAAAAUGGGUGUGUUUUGUUUUUUAAAGUGGAUGGAUGACAAGAGGUUUUUAAAUGGAUGAGAAAGGGCUCAGGCAUCUCAUGUGCAGUGUGGAAUAUCCAUGCCUGACCCUGUGGAGGGUGGCCACGCUGUCAGGGCCCCCCCCCCAGCGGGAAUGCCUCCUGUCUUUUGAGUUUUAUUUUUAUUCCCCCCUCUCGUGCUCCUCCAUCGUUCGAUCUCCAGACCCUCUCCACAUUCCACAGCAUCUGCCUACAUGUAUAUUUAUAUAUAAGUAAAUAUAUCUACUCUGUCUACAUUUUUUUUUUUAAUUUAUUUGAAUUUAUUGUGUAAUAUGCAUUGAAAACCAAAAUGCAUGUUGCUUUUAAUCAGCCGUUUUUUAAAGCACAUGUAAAAAUUGGAUAGCAAAGAAUGAUAGGUACUUCCCCAAAUACACUAAUUCAGUUGCCUUGUCUAGAUGUGAGCUGCGAGUCCACAGAAGCGAUACUGGUGUCCUGCAUAUGUGUUUCUCUGUGCUGGCCACGUAUCGAGAGGGAUUUGGAAAGCGACUAUUGUGUAAUUUUUUUUUUUUUUUUUAAUUCAUUCUCCUGGAUCAUUUAGAGUAAUUUUGUUUUUGUUUAUCUCUUCGUUUUUCCUUUUUAGCCCUUUAUAGUGUUUCAAAAAACAUUUGGUGAGUUUUGUAAUUCAGCUGCAUGUCUUUCUAAAUACGAAAAUUAGCUACGCGGAUGGUGUGCGUAUCUCAUCCCUAUUGGUUUAUAUGAUGGUAGUGUCUCAUAGCUUUCUGUAGUCCAUUCCAUAGGACAAUCAAGGGAGGGUGCAGUGGGGGUGGGCUGGGAGUUGGGGCUUUUCAAGGCCAAAAUUGGGUGGUUUACACUUUAAAAAAGUAUAUUUAUAUUGACAUUAGAUGCAGUUGUGGCAUUAAUUUUUGUGUUCAGGCAUUUUAGUUACUACCAUUUUGACAGCUCGUUCGACUCAUCCGUGUGUGACUUAAAUUCAUUCACUUGUGUUUACCAUUAUGUCUGAAUGUCUUUCGAUACACUGUAGCCCAUGCCAGAUACGCAGUUGGGGGGCUAUUAAGAGGUGACAUAAUGCAACUUUUGGAAGUUUUGUAGCCCAAAAAUCUCCUCGGUCUGCUUUACAAUACUGAAAAGUUUCAGUAGUCGUUCUCAGACAUGCCUUUUACUCAAUGUUGUGACGGGUGAUCAUUACAGAAUCGGUCGUGUGAAUCACGUGAUGUAAACAAAAAUGGGUGAUUACACUGGGCUCAUGACAAAGCAAUAAAUGUAGUAGAGAAAAUGCAGUAUUAAUAUUUCAGCCAUAAAUAUCAGUACAUUAACUGGACAUUUAGGCCUCAAACUAAUAUUGUUGAAUUUGGGUAAUACUUUACUUAAUAAAAAUACCGAUUCAAAGCCCCCCCCCCCCCCCAUGCCCAAUGCACACAUCUGUAACGGAUACCAAGUCUUUCCCUGAUUAUGACAGGGACUGUUUUAUUCCCUGCCACCCCCCCCCCCUUAGUUUGGAUUAUAUCCCUAUUAAACAUGAGAUGCACUGAUUAAAACACUAUACUCAAGUUCAGAGUUGAAAAUAGUCUCCUGAACAUGUAUUUCAUUUCCUUUCCGUUUCAUGCCGUCUUCGUUAGAAUCCUGAACUGCAGGUGUUAACAGGACAAAAUCAGCAAGUCUUCCUCUCCUGGGUGGGGUAUUGCUUUCCGAAUGUAUUCAUUUAUCCUUAUUUUGAUAUUUUAUAUUGAUAGCCCUCAUUGUGACUGGACUACCCUAUUCCAUACCCAUGCGUUUUUUUUUUUUUGUUUUUUUUACAUUUUUUGUUACUAAUCUGAAAUGGAAAUCUUUAAGGAGGCAAGAUGUCAAUGGUUAAUUAUUGUGGUGGCAUUUCUUUUUCUGGCAGUACUAAUUUUCAAACUCCUCACCCUUCUUGCAGUGCUGCAAGGAUUCAAGGAUUGAGCUCCAGUUAAAAACCAUGAUAGGUUUUCCUGAGUGAUGUCACUAGAGUUUAAAGACUGAAAAUAAGUAUAUAUAAAUAUAUAUUCACCACUUAUUAGUUCAUUUUUUAGGCCCUGGUCAAGAUAUAAUAGUUCUUUUUAUAUUUAAAAAUAAAAAAAAAAUAAUAAUAAAAAAAGUUUUUAUGUAUGUGCAUGCAGGAAUAUUGUAACUUUUCUUAUACCUUUUUUGAGCUGUUUAUAGUAUCUUCCUGUAAAUGUCAGUCAUUGAGAAAAUCGAGGAUUCAAUGUAAGUAGUUUUAGGCUUGUUUAUUG
Brienomyrus brachyistius is the source of this 5025-nucleotide messenger RNA. RefSeq names its product bromodomain containing 3b (gene brd3b). Gene Ontology annotation, cellular component: nucleus; chromatin. Lineage: Eukaryota; Metazoa; Chordata; Actinopteri; Osteoglossiformes; Mormyridae. Gene Ontology annotation, biological process: chromatin remodeling; regulation of DNA-templated transcription. The record is from RefSeq and is a predicted model, not a curated record. The transcript is spliced from 13 exons. The coding region runs from base 272 to 2518 and encodes 748 amino acids.